Messenger RNA from Penicillium angulare, 294 nucleotides. RefSeq lists its product as uncharacterized. The record is from RefSeq and is a predicted model, not a curated record. Lineage: Eukaryota; Fungi; Ascomycota; Eurotiomycetes; Eurotiales; Aspergillaceae. The coding region runs from base 1 to 294 and encodes 97 amino acids. The transcript has a single exon.
AUGACGCUGUCUGGUAUUUGCAAUCAACAUCUGCUUGGUAUGAAAGACAUGGAGCAAAAUGACGUCCCAAGUAAAUCGAUGACUGAGAAAAAGAGGCUACCAUUGCUAAUGGAAUGUCUUGCAGCUGUUUCUCCAAAGUCUCCUUCUCAUGUACAGGACGGCCGGGCACCCUCAAAGUCUACAAUCUCGAAAGAGCCAGUCCAUGGCACCGAUUUGUCAGAGCCCGAGAAGGAAGAUCCCGUCGACUGGGAUUUUUGGCCUACUUCUGACACCCUCAGCAGAGAAAGCCCAUAG